UGAAAAAAGUUGAAAAUGAGUGUCAAUAGCUAUACGUGCAAACUAAAUCUACUAAACAGUGAUAAUGUAUGUGCUAUUCAUUCGGAGUGGUCUAAUUCAAAUGUAAAGUUUUUGUUAAUACAUGAUAACCAAGCUUGGAGUGGAGAGUUACAGUUGACAGAAAAUGAAGGCUACAUAAAUGAAUUGCUGGAUCAACUAUCUUUGUCCAAAGAUAUGUACAUAGAAGAAUCUAAAAAGGCUUUGACAACUCAUGGUGGUGUUAAUAACUUUGUCUACACUCUAGAAAAUGACAAAUUCAUCUGGAAGAAAUUGGUCAGAAAUAAUAUGUCUGUGAAAUUCGGAAUCGUAAACUUAACAAAAGUGCCACUGUCAGAAGCGUUUGAGAAGGUUUUGGACAAUACUCUAAAACUGAAUGCGAACUUAUAUACAAAACUUCAAGAUAGUGAUUGUCGAAGAAACACUUUGGAAGCAGAAAACGGCAUUUUAAAAACCAAAUUAAAUGAAGUCUUGGAGAAAAAGAAGGAAAUGGAAGAAACAUUGUACAGCCAGUUUUUAAGAGUUUUGAACGAGAAGAAAAAAAGAAUACGGGAGCUGAAAAAAGAAGCCCCUAUACUAGAAGAUGCAACGCACCAAGAGGAAAGUGACCAUUUUGAUUCAGACACUGUAACAGAUUCUGAAGAAGAGAAGAUGUUAACUGUAUCCAAAACCAUUCUCAAAAAUAAUCCUCUCGGCUCAAAAGAUAAACAUGUAACUCCCCCUAAGAGAUCUAGGAAGGAAACACAAAUUGAAAGCGUUGCUGGGCCUAGUGGGGAAAAUUUGAAAGGAAAGACCUCAAAGACCGUUAAAUCUAAAAAGCUACCAGUAAAAGGUAAAAAGGGACAGACGAAACCCAUCCGUGAGAGCUGUGUGAUGGGACCAGUGACUGAAGCGAAGGAUAAAAAUCCACCUGAAUUGUCUGAAGAUAUAUUUUUGUUCAAGCAAAACAAUAAUGCUGCUAAAAGUUCCAAAACCGUAAAGCAAACUACAAGUAGAAUUACAUUUGAGAAUGAUGUUUCAGCAGGGAUUGACUUAAAUGACCAAGUUGUCUGUGAUAUAAAUAAAACGCCCAGUGAUAUAGAUGUAGAUCGGACUCCUAGUAAUAUAAACAUAGAGAUAACACCUAGUGAGACAGAUAUAGAUAAAACACCAAGUGUUAUCGGUGGAAUAACCGGUUUAAAUGGAAAUGCAGAUCACGAAGAAAAGGUGAAGGAAAGCAAGACCAAAGAUGAUAAACCAAAUCAUGAAAUUGUGGAACAAAAUAAUGAGGGAAAAUUAAGUGAGCCAAAGGCUGUUUCUAGAAAUUCCGAGGUGACUAAAAUAGCCAGUUAUAAAGGGUUUUCUAGUUCUACUAUGGAUAUUUUAAACCAGUUAAUUUAGUUUAGAUCAAACGUUGGCAAUUUGAGUGAGAAAUGAAACUACAGUAUUUUAGGGAUGUAAAUAUUUUUAUGAUUAAAUUAAAUAAACUAUUUGGGUUACCUUUUAAUUAACUGCAUAAUCAUGGAUUUGAUAACUUUUAUCGUGGUUAAAAGAUAUAAAAUUGCUUCCCAGAAUUUUGUGUUACAUAAAAAUUAAAAACUGGUUUACACCAAAAUGCAAAUAUUGUUCACACUAAUGGUCAUUAGUUUGUUAUAAAUGUUCUGUACAUUAGUCAUUGGGUAACAAAAACAAUAAUGAAACUGUCUUACUGUACAGUGUUGUUCCAUUUAGAAAAGAGAAAGCAGCCUCAACAAUUAAUCAAACAUUUAAUAAAUUCAUCUAGUUUUGUUGAGGAUUUUUAUUUAAGUUUGAAUAUGUCAAUCUAAUACAGUACAUCAGUCAGUAUUAAUAGUUUUAUAUGCAAGUAGAUAAUUUACAAAUGAAAUAUUUUAGAUGAAUUAAUAAAUGA
Molecule: messenger RNA, 1924 nt
Organism: Macrosteles quadrilineatus (aster leafhopper)
Lineage: Eukaryota; Metazoa; Arthropoda; Insecta; Hemiptera; Cicadellidae
Exons: 5
Coding region: 16-1416 (466 amino acids)
Biological process (GO): positive regulation of ligase activity; double-strand break repair via nonhomologous end joining; DNA recombination
Cellular component (GO): DNA ligase IV complex; DNA-dependent protein kinase-DNA ligase 4 complex; nucleus
Molecular function (GO): DNA binding
Source: RefSeq, a predicted model, not a curated record